This is a messenger RNA of Lepisosteus oculatus (spotted gar), 1137 nucleotides long. Its product is annotated as growth arrest and DNA damage-inducible protein GADD45 gamma-like. Gene Ontology annotation, biological process: regulation of cell cycle. The record is from RefSeq and is a predicted model, not a curated record. Gene Ontology annotation, cellular component: nucleus; cytoplasm. Lineage: Eukaryota; Metazoa; Chordata; Actinopteri; Semionotiformes; Lepisosteidae.
GAUCACAGACUAAAGCUCUUCUUCUGUGGAGUGCUUCUACGGGUGACUAAAGUGGAUAAUAGGAUAACUAUGACUCUUGAGGAAAUUCACGGACAGGAGAACACAGUUGAAGCCGGUGACAGAAUGAUGUGUGCUGGCUCAGCCCUGGAAGAGCUCCUGGUUUCCGCUAAGAAACAAGAAAACCUGACAGUGGGAGUGUACGAGUCUGCAAAAGUAAUGAAUGUUGACCCAGACAGCGUGGCUUUCUGUGUUCUGGCAACCGAUGAGGAGUACGAGUGCGACAUCGCUCUGCAGAUCCACUUCACCUUAAUCCAGGCCUUCUGCUUCGACAACGACAUCAACAUCGUGAGGGUGAAUGACAUCCAGCGACUGGCUGAGAUUGUCGGGAGCGAUGAGUCAGGCGAACCCCAAGAUGCGCACUGCAUUCUCGUCACGAACCCAAACUUGGAUUCAUGGAAGGACCCGGCUCUGGAGAAGCUGAGCUUGUUUUGCGAGGAGAGUCGUAACGUUUACGAGUGGGUGCCUGCAAUUACGCUCCCUGAGCGAUGAACUGGGACUUUUCAGAAAUUGAAGAUGCUUAACCUUUGGUGCAUUAAUAACCUGGAAUACGAGGGGGACCCGACAUAUUCCUGAGAUCUGUGGAUUAUCCUGUUGAGGGCUCAGAUGAAAGUCGCAUGGGCGGGCGUACAGAAAAUGUCCUUUGAGGUGACAAGGAAUCAAGUGCAACGGGAUCUGCAGGAGGACGGUUCGUACCAAGGUGCCCCCAACUUCACUGGCAGUGCGGGGCCUGGUAUACCACAGAGGAGAGCGGAGGAGAGCUCUUGAAUUUUUGAAUGGUGUGGAGGCUUGACGAAGGAUGCAAAGAGGAAGUGCAUUGUGCAGAGUACCGGCAAUGGACUGAAAGACUCGCAUGAAAGACUGAACGUUUUUAGAGAAACUGGAAGCUAGAACAAGUUUUAAAAAAUGUGGAACGGACUGAUUUAACCGAACAGGUAUUUCAGAAUCGGUAUAAUAUAAAAAAAAAAACUAUUACGCAGAUAUUUUUGUACGCAGUUUCGUAAUGGAUCAAAUUAUUCAAUGUAUGGCUGUGAAUUUUACAGGAUGUUUGUGAACAUCGCAAUAAAACGAUUAAAUGUA